AUGGCGGAAUUUGACAAAGAAAUUACAGACGAGACAAGCGAUCAAGCGGAACGCCUAAACAUGACUUUAGAUCAAGCAGUCGAAAGGUCUGAACAACUGCGAAGAAAUAGAUCUGCUGCAAAAGGCAACAUUACUAAGAAGAUUAAAGAGCUAUCUGAAUUAAAAUUGACCUUUCUAGAUGUAAGCGAAGCCCGAAACAAAAGACACGAAUUUAAUGAUGUUGUGAAUAACUUUUAUGUCGCCCACGAACGUUAUCAUGAUGCAAUCAAAGACGAAUAUGAUCUCGAGGACUCUCACGAGUAUCUGCAAAUAGAAAUUAGGAGAAUCGAGAACUUUCAGCGAACUUUAGAAGAAUGGAUUACAAGUCUUUCAACCGAACAUCGAACAUUAGAAUACGAUGUAAAGUCCGGCGACUCAGCGAGCAACAUCGCAUAUAAAAGUCGAAGCAAAACAAGAAACUCUGUUGUAAGUUCGCGGAAAACCGAAGCAUCAACUCGUAGCAGUAUGGCAAAUGCUACAGCAAAAAAGGCAGCGUUAAAAGCUGAGGCAGCCGCUUUGAACGAGCAUCGAGCCCUGGAAGAAGAGGAGCUUCGACUGAAACAUCAAGAGUUGGCUCAACAACAGCGUCAAGAAGAAGAGAGACUGCGUCUUAAACAGAGAAAGCAUCAGCUACAAUUACAAACACAAAUUGCAAAGGCCGAAGCGGAAGAGAGAGUUUAUGCUAUGGCCGACUUGGGAGAAAAUUUUCACCACCCACCAUCGCGUCCACUUCAACUGCCACUACUUCCAACUGAUGAAUAUCCACAGCCUUCACGCGUUAGUAACAAUACACCCCAGUAUCUCCAACAACAGAUGAAGUCAACUGGGCAAAAAUCAAUUCAGAAUUAUGAUUCAGAAUUAGCAGAAAAUUUCCUGCACGACAUGUUGGAUAUGCAACGACAACAACAUCACCAAAAUCAAGAAAUGUUUCAAAUGCAACAAUCAAGAGACUUUCAUUUACAACAUCUCCUGAAUCAACAUCAGCAAUCGGCUCUCUCGAUGACAUUACCGAACGCUCAAGUCCCAAUGUUUGGUGGUGAUCCUGUUGACUACUGCCAUUUUAUAAGAUCGUUUGAAACCCUCAUCGUAGCGAAGACGCCAUCUAGUGGUUCAAGGCUGUAUUACUUAGUCCAAUAUACUUCUGGUGAUGUGCAGAAGUUUAUGCGGAGCUGUUUGUCCAUGAAUCCCGAUGAAGGAUACCAAGUUGCAAGGAAACUCUUGAAGCAACGGUAUGGCCAACAGCCUGUUUGGAUCGAGUCACAAAUGUACCGCAAAUCAAGUCUGAAGAUGGCGAGGCGCUUCAAAGGUUGUCUGUAUUGCUCACGAGUUGCAAGUUCACCCUAAAGGAGAUUGGUUAUCUCAGCAAACUUUAAAAUCCGGACAGCUUGCAGAGUGUGAUCAGUAGACUACCCUAUUUGCUGAGGCAGAGAUGGCGUGACGUAGCAGAUGAUAUAACCAGCAAUAAGAUGAGAGAGAUAACGUUCGAGGACAUAGAGAAAUUUGUAAAAGUGAAAGCCAAGGCUUUUACUCAUCCCAUCUUUGGCAAAAUUAACAGUGAUUCCAAGAACAAAUUAAUACAAGAUCCUAAGGGUCCAAGAAGUAGAUACGCCUUUGGAGUGAAUGGUAAUGAGAAGAAUGUUCACCGUAACUUCGUGAAUACAGAGGCUACAGCAGGUAGAUUGGAAAUGAGAGCCUAUUACAAGAACUGUCCAAAGUGCAACGGUGCCCACCUUUUAUCUCGAUGUGACGUGUUCAAGAGGGAAAUCAUUGAAAACAGACUAAAGUUAGUGCGGAAAAAAGACUUAUGUAAAAAUUGCCUUUUCCAUGGUUAUAUUGCCAGAUCAUGCCCGAAAGAAAGUUUUUGCAAAGUGGCUGGUUGUCAAGCAAAACAUUCAACGUUUUUACAUCCAAGAAAUGUGGAUCGGCGCGAAGAGAAACCUUUCGAUGAACAGUCCACUGAAGCAAAUGGUAAAGAAGCAAAUGAGACUGAAAUUACCGUUGCACAAAAUGGUUAUGUUAAUACGAAUGUUAGCAGGUGUGACGUCAUUGGGGCCGGCGUGACUUCAACUGUUUAG
Paramuricea clavata is the source of this 2114-nucleotide messenger RNA. The record is from the annotation of a GenBank genome assembly. Lineage: Eukaryota; Metazoa; Cnidaria; Anthozoa; Malacalcyonacea; Plexauridae.